CAUCAAAAAUGACAUUUAAAUAUUUGACAGCAUGGCACCACCAACACUUUUGGAUUCUGAAAUCACAAAAAGUGAUAAAUAUUCAAUUUUACUGCCUACAUAUAAUGAAAGGGAGAACUUGCCCAUCAUAAUAUGGCUUAUCAUGAAAUAUUUGGAUACAAGCGGCUAUGACUUCGAGGUGAUCAUUAUUGAUGAUGGGAGCCCUGACGGUACCUUAGAAGUAGCUAAACAGCUGCAAAAGUUGUAUGGCUCAUCGAAGAUUGUGCUUCGUCCGAGAGAGAAAAAGCUAGGUCUGGGUACAGCGUACAUUCAUGGAAUACAGCAUGCAACCGGCAACUUCAUUAUCAUUAUGGACGCCGACUUGAGUCAUCAUCCAAAAUUCAUUCCGAAAUUCAUCGAACUCCAACGUGAGCAUGAUUACGACCUGGUCUCGGGCACACGGUAUAAGGACGGUGGUGGGGUCCACGGCUGGGACUUCAAGAGGAAGCUGAUAUCGCGCGGAGCCAAUUUCGUCACACAGCUGCUGCUCAGGCCCGGUGCUUCGGACCUUACGGGUUCUUUCAGGCUAUACAAAAAGGAUGUGCUACAAAAGCUGAUUGACAGCUGUGUCUCCAAAGGAUAUGUCUUCCAGAUGGAAAUGAUUAUAAGGGCAAGGCAGCUAGAAUACACCAUAGGAGAGGUGCCAAUCACAUUCGUGGAUAGAGUGUAUGGAGAGUCCAAAUUAGGAGGCUCCGAGAUAAUUCAGUUUGCCAAAGCAUUGCUGUACUUAUUUGCUACUACAUAAGCCACAUUUUUUAAUGGAUUCAACUGUAACAGUUUAUACAGUGUGCAAUAAGUCAAGGACAUGUUUGCAAAAAAAUACAGUGAGAUCAGAUCAUGAAAAUAAACCUCUUAAACUCGUAAAUUAUUGAAAUAUUUUUCAAUAACAAACAAUAUGGCUCUAACAA
This is a messenger RNA of Ostrinia furnacalis (Asian corn borer), 947 nucleotides long. RefSeq names its product Dolichyl-phosphate mannosyltransferase subunit 1 (gene Dpm1). The transcript is spliced from 5 exons. The record is from RefSeq and is a predicted model, not a curated record. Gene Ontology annotation, molecular function: dolichyl-phosphate beta-D-mannosyltransferase activity. Gene Ontology annotation, biological process: protein O-linked glycosylation via mannose; GPI anchor biosynthetic process; dolichol-linked oligosaccharide biosynthetic process. Bases 32 to 784 code for a protein of 250 amino acids. Gene Ontology annotation, cellular component: endoplasmic reticulum membrane. Lineage: Eukaryota; Metazoa; Arthropoda; Insecta; Lepidoptera; Crambidae.